Molecule: messenger RNA, 501 nt
Organism: Stylonychia lemnae
Lineage: Eukaryota; Ciliophora; Spirotrichea; Sporadotrichida; Oxytrichidae
Source: the annotation of a GenBank genome assembly
AUGAAAUCAUCUCCAACUAUUAUAUUGGCUGUACUUGCAGCAACUCUACUUGGUAUAUCUUCAGCAUAGAACUAAACUAGUAUUCAUGUUGCUGAUUUCACCAGUACUUAGAAUUUCACAAUGGUUGUAUUUGCUUAACCAGGAGACAAACUAUUUGUUAAGUUACCUUUCAAACCAAUCACUAGGUCUAACAAUAGUACAUGGUUAUGCGCAGAGAACUUAACCUCCAACGACAUUGUUAAUUUAACUGGAGAGUUCAUUCAAACACCUGAUGGAUAUUUCUAUCCAUCAGACCCUUGGACUGAAACUAAGAUCUACAAGUUCAUCAUCGAAGACUAAGGCAGGAAAACCCUUAAAUUUGUUUAUAGCGAUUCUGCAUAAUACUUCAGAGAUACUUAUGGAUACUAUCACUGGGAUGAGUUUUUCUACCAAGGCAAUUUCCCCUAUUUAAAGGCCUCAGUUCAUGUAUACUCUAGUAACACAACUGCAGUAUAUGAAUGA